Messenger RNA from Limulus polyphemus (Atlantic horseshoe crab), 846 nucleotides. Its product is annotated as solute carrier family 35 member G1-like. The transcript has a single exon. Lineage: Eukaryota; Metazoa; Arthropoda; Merostomata; Xiphosura; Limulidae. Bases 58 to 846 code for a protein of 262 amino acids. Gene Ontology annotation, cellular component: membrane. The record is from RefSeq and is a predicted model, not a curated record.
UACAAUUGUUCACAGUUUGCAGUAGCGCUGCAGUUCGAAGUCUACCAAGAAGAUCAGAUGAAGAGCCCUCAAGAUGAUGUCCUUCAGAGCAACUCCUGUUCAGAAAAGGAAGGAAGCAGUUUGGAAGACAAGUCCUCUGAUCCAAAACUAGAGUUUGAGAUCGACGAGACAGGAGUCUCUUCUAAUGAAAAGAAUAGUGCUUUCCAAAACAAUAAGAAAUCCAAACUUUUCAAAGGAGUGAUUUUUACUUUAAGUUCCACCGUAUUUUUCUCUUUAAAUGCUGUUAUUGUGAGACAUUUACAGAAUGUACAUCCAGGUGAAAAGGCCUUUUUUCGUUUUCUUGGAAUCUUUAUAUUUAGUUUACCGUUACUAAUACACUCUAAACAAGAACCGUUUGGUCGAAGGAAUGUCAUACUUAUGGUGUUUCUUCGCGGAAUAUUUGGAUCCCUUGCUUUAUUUAUGAGGUUUUAUGCUUAUCAUUUCCUUCCCAUCGCGGAUGCUUCAGUGAUCGUGUUUAGUAUUCCGAUAUUCGUGACCAUUUUUGCAAGGAUCUUUCUAAAUGAACCUUGUGGCUGGUUUGAAGGUAUUUUGUUAGUUUUCACCAUUUCUGGAAUUACAUUAAUGACUAAGUUACCACUCCAGUUUCUACAAAGUGAAGAAUCUAUCGAUGUUUCAACUAAAGAACGUAUUUUUGGUAUUGCUAUGGCCUUAGGAUCUACAAUAUUUGCCUCUUUAGUAUAUAUAGUUAUUCGUAAGGUUAAAGAUGUUCAUCAUUCAGUUAUUUUGUUCAGUUAUGGAUGGAUAGGUGUUAUAGUUUGUACAGUUGGUACAGCUGUGUUUGGAUAA